Trichomonas vaginalis G3 is the source of this 588-nucleotide messenger RNA. RefSeq lists its product as uncharacterized. The record is from RefSeq and is a predicted model, not a curated record. NCBI's taxonomy places the organism in Eukaryota, Parabasalia, Trichomonadida, Trichomonadidae. The transcript has a single exon. Bases 1 to 588 code for a protein of 195 amino acids.
AUGGAAUAUUUAAAUGCUGCAUUAUCUGGGGAUAUAAAAUCAGAUGAUGUAUUAAAUGCACUGGCAAUUAAUUUUCCAACAGUAUGCAAACAGAAAGAAUUUUUAAACUUACCAGAAUCUGUUUUAGAUUCAGUAUUAUCAAACAAAAAUAUUAAGUAUCCAAAUCCUAAAGAAACAGCUGAAUUCUUUGUUCAGGUUUUUAGCAAAGGAGAUGGAAUUGCUCAAUAUUUUAGCGAUUUAGUUCCAAUUGAUGAGAUGGAUUCUGAAUCUAUUAAAAUAUUAGCCGAUAAGUUACUUCAAAUGAAUUUAGUUCAAGAAAGUAAUAGAUUUGUUCGUAUUCAAGCAUUAUAUCAAACACUUGAAUCAAAACAACAACAAAUUGACAAAACUAAGACAUUGAUUGAAUCAGCAUCAAAGAAUUUAGAAAGUUUUAGUACCAGAGUCCAACAAUCUACAGAAAUUCUUCGCAAACAAACUAAAUUAUACAAUGAUACAAAAACACAAGUUGAUGAACUAAUUGUAAAGAAUAAAGAAGCAGCUAAACGUCUUGACGAUCUUAGAAAACAGGCCAAAGCAGCUAAAAAUUGA